AUGGAUGUUACGUAUAGAGUCUUCGGUGAUUCUGAUAUGCCACUCGUUUUGCCCGAUGUCAAUGAUAAUGUCUAUGGAGCCAUUGACCAAGUAGGCUAUCGAAGGUGUCGAUCGCAGAGAGCCACGAUCCCCACCGAUUUCAAGCCUAGUAGGCAACAGGUGUUGGAGAUCGAAUCUGCCAAAAAGGAGCUUCUGUCAUUGAUGACAGACAUAGUGAACCCAUUCAUGAUUGUACGUAACGAUGUCAAUUCUUUUUGGACGUAUAUCUAUACGCCGAGUCUGGUAUCGCAGCACCAUUUCUCAGAGAUCGAUGGUCAGUUUAAAGCGCACCCGGACCAGUCAUACACUUUGGGACGAGCUGAACCCCGUAACGGAACGGACAGUUUCCAUGUGGAGUUUGAUGAGAGGGGAACCAUCAGUCUUUACGAAGAAUGGAAAAACGGGACAUUGUGCGACUUGACGUUGGAACCAAGAAAGAUCAAGGUGAGUUAUGUGUGUGAUCCUAGUUACGAGAACAAGGAUAUGAUCACGUCGAUUGCAGAGCUACAAAGUUGCGAGUACGAGACCAGAAUAUCUGUGCCGGAACUAUGUCGGUUUCCCAGUUUUAGAAAGCGAUCGUUGGAUUUAAGCAGACUAGAGUGCGAGGAAUACCUGCCUACCAUGUCGCACCAGGGAAGACUGAGUGUGAUUGACAUGAACAAGCUGGAUGCUAUUCCAUUGGGAGAGGGCGUGAUUUUGGGAACAAUUGCGAAUUAUCCGUUCCAUGUUUUGCUCACAACGGCUAUGAGAGGUUCUCUUGAUAAUACCACGGAGAUAAAUAGGCAACUGUUGAAAUCAGUGCUGCUGAGGAUAGCAAAAAGGACACUUACCAACAUCAACAGGUUUCCAUGCCCUGAUUGGUCGGAUCAGAGUGCCAACAGCUUUGUGUUUACGUCAGACCUCUAUGGCAUCAAUGGAAUACGCAUAGCCACGGUGUAUCUCGAGGUCUUGGAAGAUGAGGUAUCCAUCUCGACCACCGACAGUUCGUUCAGGUCGAACUACAUCGUGUAUAACGACAGGAAUCCGUUUCCGUCUGAGAUACUUCGAAACAGCAGAAGCUGA
Kuraishia capsulata CBS 1993 is the source of this 1101-nucleotide messenger RNA. RefSeq lists its product as uncharacterized. The transcript has a single exon. The record is from RefSeq and is a predicted model, not a curated record. NCBI's taxonomy places the organism in Eukaryota, Fungi, Ascomycota, Pichiomycetes, Pichiales, Pichiaceae. Gene Ontology annotation, biological process: retrograde protein transport, ER to cytosol; endoplasmic reticulum unfolded protein response. Bases 1 to 1101 code for a protein of 366 amino acids. Gene Ontology annotation, cellular component: endoplasmic reticulum lumen.